This is a messenger RNA of Gekko japonicus, 860 nucleotides long. It is a transcript of the gene ARPC2, whose product is annotated as actin related protein 2/3 complex subunit 2. The record is from RefSeq and is a predicted model, not a curated record. The coding region runs from base 1 to 522 and encodes 173 amino acids. Gene Ontology annotation, molecular function: actin filament binding; structural constituent of cytoskeleton. Gene Ontology annotation, cellular component: actin cytoskeleton; Arp2/3 protein complex. Gene Ontology annotation, biological process: actin filament polymerization; Arp2/3 complex-mediated actin nucleation. NCBI's taxonomy places the organism in Eukaryota, Metazoa, Chordata, Lepidosauria, Squamata, Gekkonidae. The transcript is spliced from 7 exons.
AUGACCAGAGUACGCUCUGUGUCACGAAACAAGCCUGAGGCUGUAGAGGUAACAUUUGCAGACUUUGAUGGAGUCCUUUACCAUAUUUCCAAUCCAAAUGGUGAUAAAACAAAAGUUAUGGUCAGUAUUUCUCUGAAAUUCUACAAAGAGCUCCAGGAACAUGGUGCUGAUGAGGAGUUUAAGGAGGGUCGUCGUGCUAGCCACACAGCCCCCCAGGUGCUCUUCAGCCACAGGGAGCCUCCGUUGGAACUCAAAGAUACCGAUGCAGCAGUAGGAGACAACAUUGGAUACAUCACCUUUGUGCUGUUCCCCCGCCACACCAAUGCUGCUGCCAGAGACAACACCAUCAAUUUGAUUCACACAUUCCGGGACUACCUGCACUAUCACAUCAAAUGUUCCAAGGCUUACAUUCACACGCGCAUGAGAGCAAAAACUUCAGACUUCCUCAAAGUGCUGCACCGUGCCCAUGCGGAAAAGAAGGAAAUGAAAACAAUCACGGGGAAGACCUUUGCAUCUCGUUAACAGCUGCAAGGAGGUGGAUUCAGACAUCUGUGGCAGAAGGCUGGAGUACUUGCUACCUGAUAAUCGUAGCUUUUAAACAUUGCACCUCUCUGAGCUCUUAAGGAAAUAAAUCCAAUCGGGUUCUGUUUUCUAUACAAGUUUGGGAAGUGAUCUGCAAAAUCGAGCUGUUCUUGCAAGGACUUAAUAGUUCAAACAAAAAACAAACCUUAAUUCCAUUUUGAUCAACCGUACUUUCUUUGCUUUCCCCCCUUUUUCAAGCUGUUUUGCUUUGCAAAUAUGUUUACUGGUAAUGAGUUACAGUACUUCUUAUGAGAAUAACGCAAUAUUAACUUUUUUGU